This is a messenger RNA of Helicoverpa zea (corn earworm), 3967 nucleotides long. RefSeq names its product membrane alanyl aminopeptidase-like. Gene Ontology annotation, biological process: proteolysis; peptide catabolic process. Gene Ontology annotation, molecular function: peptide binding; metalloaminopeptidase activity; zinc ion binding. Gene Ontology annotation, cellular component: cytoplasm. Bases 80 to 2998 code for a protein of 972 amino acids. NCBI's taxonomy places the organism in Eukaryota, Metazoa, Arthropoda, Insecta, Lepidoptera, Noctuidae. The transcript has 14 exons. The record is from RefSeq and is a predicted model, not a curated record.
GAUCAGUUAUCCGCAGAUCAUCGACGUAUACGCAUUUGCGUAAAUUCGAUGAACAAUUACCAUCUAAAGUGUCGUCGAAAUGGGUCUAUUAAGAUUCGUGUUUCUAAUUACAAUAGUGUCAGUUUCAUGUAAACCUGUGGAUUUUAAAAAUGUGAGAAUAGAAGAACCACCGCCUCUUGUAAUAGAAGAUACUGUGAAAGUGGUUAAUUCAACUGGACUUGUCAAAGAUGAUAAUACAGUGGUCAAUUCGACUGAUCUAUUGAGGAAUGAAAUGAUUGCUGGGAGAAAUAAGGUCCGCCCUGGCAUGAAUGCAAAUGAAUAUCAUAUAACAUUAACUCCAAAUGUAAAUGCGGGGACUUUUACUGGACUUGCAAGAAUAAACGUCACUAUAGUAGACCUCACUACAAGAGAAGAUGCCAUUAGGUUCUACGCUCCCGGCUUGACUAUAAACUCUGUGCAAUUUACAAUAUUUGGAGGUACCACUGUUCAUUCAGCUAAUUUUGGUUGGGAUGAUGAUGACAUUUUGGAGAUCGAAACCAAUUUUGAGGAAUCACAAUAUAACUUUAUCAUCGAUUACUGGGGCAACCUGCAAGCCCCAGGCACAGGAUUGUACGCAGGACAAUAUGGUGACAACACUUAUGUAGGAAUGAAUUUGCAUCCAACAUAUGCAAGGCAUGUGUUCCCAUGCGUGGAUGAACCAGACGUAGCUGCGGCAGCCACUUUCAUGUUUAACAACAUGCAAUACAGCAACAUACUGGCCAACUCUAUGCUAAUGGAAAAUAGCCAGAACGAAUUCCGCACACUAACAGGACCGCUCCACGUUUGGGGGAUGAUUGCCCAUGACUUCGUUAACAUCAACAUUCCGACUACCAACGUCAUGCUGAUCGGAAGACCAGGUCUUUCCAACCAGGAGAGUCAGGCUUCCAUAGCCAUCAACACUUAUUUUAACAACUUGAAUGAGUGGACUGGGAAGUCUUACCAAGAGAUAAUAGUGGAUCAAGAUGGGAGGAUGAAUAUCAUAGCGUUGCCAGAUGUCUCUACGGAUUGGAAUUCUCUUUCUAUUGUUGGUAUUUGGGAACCCUACGUAUUUAUGGAGGCAACUCAUUCAAUAAAGCAGAGGAAAACAGCACUAAUCAAGAUAGCUGAAGGAAUGUGUAGCCAAUACUUUGGUUACGUGAUCUUCCCAGAGAACUGGAGGUUCGAAUGGGUGGUGUCAGGCCUGUCUACGUAUAUGGCCUAUGAGAUGAUGAGAAUGUUCCAAGGAGACGUAAGCACAGACGUGAACCAAAUAGACGUGAAUGCUAUAUUCGUGACUGAAGUGAUCCAAGAGGCUUUGCUGCAAGAUGCCUAUUCAUCGGCUGCAGUACUCCAACCUGGAGAAAACAUAGAUGACCAAGAUGCUAUCAGAGAUCACAUUAAUGGAGUCCUCAAGUACAAAGCUCCAGCACUUAUGAGAAUGAUGAGAUUGGUUCUUGGAGAUGAAGAUACUGAUUUCAUUCAAAUAGCAGCGAGUGCGUUGCUUAACCGAGCGCCGCUACAACCAGUCAACUCGGUGAGCUUCAUAAGCGCUCUGAACAGUGAGUUCCUCGGCAACAAUAACGGGAAUGUGGGAAAUAUAGAGGAAUACUUAGAACCUUGGCUGUUUAAUAAUGGAUACCCUCUUAUACGCGUCGAUCUGCGACCAGGAAUUGGUGUCUUCCUUUCUCAGGAGCGGUUUGGUUUCGCCAGUCAGCAACAUAUCAACUAUAAUAUUCCAAUCACGUACACCACCAGCCGGGAAUUCAACUUUGAUGCUUCUAGAACAUACCCUGUAGAAAUGAUGGACAAUAGUUUAAGUGUACCCAUGACACUGGAUGAGGAAGACUUUGUGCUCUUCAAUAUUCAAGGACAAGGUUACUAUCGCGUCAAUUAUGACGAUGCACUUUGGGAAAGAAUUAUUGAGGCUCUAGAAGAACCGGAGAUCAGGGAUAGAAUUCAUCCACUCAAUCGUGCUACGCUAGUAGACGAUGCUCUCAAUGUAGCGAGGAAGGGAAUCCUGGACUAUGAAAUCGCGUUCCACGUUGUUCUAACCAUGGAACAUGAGACUGAGUAUGCAGUAUGGAAAGCCUUUGUUAGAAACAUGGAGUUCUUGAGGAAGCGUCUGGUAGCUCUUGUUGAUGAUGAUGAAGAUUUAGAUCCUGACAUUUAUUUGAGAAUGGUCCGACGAACCGUGGGAGGUGUAGAAAGAGAACUUUCAUUUAAUCCUGAUGUAACUCUGACGGAGCCAGUAAUGUCGUCACUCACUAGAGGUCUGGUGAUGGACCAUGCUUGCAGAGCGAGGUACCAGCCUUGCAUUGCUGCUGCUGUUGACUGGUUCUAUGAUCCUAAUAACAAUGAAGUCGUGAAUCCAAACAUUCCUCACGAUAUCAGACCUGCAGUAUACUGUACUAUGGUCAGGGAGGGAGGUGAAGAAGUCAGGGACGCUCUCUUUGAUCGACUCGAGAUUGAACCAACGCAUUACGAGAGGGUCGUAAUCUUGGAGUCUCUGGGCUGCUCGCAAGACUCCGGCUUCAUUCAAGGGUACCUGGCAGAUACAGUAAAUGCUAACAGUCCGUAUCUUGCUGAGGAACGAGUCAAGAUCUUCCGUGCUGUAGCAGAGAGCAGUCAAAGCAAUGCCCUGUUGGCUUACCAACUCAUCUCCACGAGGACUGCUGAUGUUAGAAGAAUGUAUGGUGGUCCCGAAAAACUUGAAGAAGUGAUAUUCGCCCUCGCGGACAACGUCGUUGGAGAAGAUUUUAUUAGAUUCUUCCGAGAAUGGGUGAAUUCAAACUCGAAUCAGUUGGAUGAUUCCGAAGGAGCAGCCCUAAGGGCUUUCGCGCAAGUGUUGCAAAACGAGCAAUGGGAAAACAACCAAAUGAUGGACGUUUAUGAGUGGAUCGACGAAAACCAUGCUCCUACCUUAAUGCUGUCAUUUACUGCACUUCUCGUGUCUAUAUUUGUAGCUUUUCUAAAUAAUUAAUUAGUAUAAAAACUAUUUUUAAGUUUAUUUGAAAAAAUUACUAGUAUUAGGUUGUAAUUAUUAUUUAGAUUAGAAAAACAACUCUACAAUACAAGCUAUAAUAGGUUAAGAGUACAAAUUAAUCAAAGUUGAAUAUAGAAUAUAUUUAGAUAGAUAGGUAGAUAAGAAUGCCUGUAUGAAUCGAUUCUUCGGAAAAGUGAACUCGAUAGUAUCUCGAUAGAUAUUAUUCGUAGUUUCGUUAUGGCUUUUUGUUCGAGUACAAAUCGAUACAAGUACGCUGAAGAUAAAAUAUAUCGAUUAUGUAUUCGAAUAAGCCACAAUGAUCACAUCUUACUACAUCUAUUGUAAUGAGAAUGUUUGACAAAUGUGUGAAUUUUAUUCAAUAAUUAUAUUUUAUUUUAGAAAUAUUUUUCUUUUUGUUUAGGUAGACCAAAAUUGCACAAAGUGAAUUAUUUUAAACUAUUAAUUUUAGAAAAAAUGUAAUCGACUAGAAUAUAGAAUUUUAAUUUUAAAUGAAUUUAUUUAACCAGAGUUAUACAAAAAUAUUAAUUUACUUAGAAUUAUUGGUGAGAAUUAUAUAUUUUUAUUCGAUAAGCUGUUGUUGUAAGUAAUUAUUAAGUUUUUAUUUAAGUUUUUUACUGCAUUUUCACUCAUAUUUUUAUAAUUAAGUAAUUUCUAUAUUUCUAUUUUGUUAUUUAUCGAAAAAAAAAACUAAAUUCGGUGCAAAGCGUCCUCUUGUAUCAAAUUUAGUGUUCGAAAUUAAUUAUAAUUAAAUAAAACAACGUAUAUUAAACAUAUAAAACAUUUAAUCAAUGUAUUAUAAAUAUUGUUAAUAAAUUAAAUACUUAGACUUAAGGCACAUAUAAUUUUGUAUCUAUAAUCUAAAACCUUAUUAUUGUAAUAUGUACAUAUUGCAAAAUAGAUAGAUAUAGAUAGAUAGUUAAAUAAAUCGGUUAAGAAUCAUAAAAA